CCCUCCCGUCUCUCGACCGUUAGGUUGCCGUCAUCUUCACUGAUCCACGCAGGCAGUAGCCUACAGUAGUCUAGAGAGAGAGAGAGAGAGAGAAAUCUCUGAGCAGUGUUAGAGAGAGAAAGAAAGAGAUUUCUUGUGAGAGCUCUGAACUGCUUCUUCUUCAUCAUUAACUCCUACGCAUUUGAAAACCCUCAGUUUGAUUUUUCUAUAUAUAUGAAAAAAGAGCCAGAGUGAGAUUCUGAAGAAACCCUAGAUUUGUGUCUAUAAUGGCGGCCACUUCGCUUGGCGGCUUGCAAGAUCAUCUCAAAUUGGCGAGAGAGUACGCCCUUGAAGGCCUCUACGAUACUUCCAUUAUCUUCUUCGAUGGUGCCAUUGCUCAGAUCAACAAGCAUUUGAACACACUUGAUGACCCUUUGGUUCGUGCGAAAUGGAUGAAUACAAAGAAAGCUCUUACAGAAGAAGCAGAGGUUGUGAAGCAGUUGGAUGCGGAGAGAAGGGCUUUCAAGGAGAUUCCCUUGGGUAGACGACCCUCUUCGCCUCCAAUUUCUACUAAAUCCUCAUUUGUUUUUCAACCGUUGGAUGAGUACCCAACUUCAUCUGGUGCUCCAAUGGAUGAUCCUGACAUAUGGAGGCCGCCUACUAGAGAUACUGCAAGUAGAAGACCCACAAGAACAGGUCAAAUGGGUACGAGGAAGUCACAACAAGAUGGAGCUUGGGCUCGUGGUUCCACAAAAUCUGGGACAACUGGUCGUGGAGCAAAGGCUGGUGGUUCUAGUAAGUCAAACUCGGGAGUCCGAGCUUCUACCACUGGGAAGAAAGGGACUGGCUCAGGGAAAUCUGGCAAGGGAGAUUCAGCGAAUGGUGAUGCUGAAGAUGGGAAGUCCAAACGUGUGCAGUACGAUGGUCCUGACGCUGACUUGGCUGCAAUGCUCGAAAGGGAUGUCUUGGAUUCCAGCCCUGGAGUGAGGUGGGAUGAUGUAGCAGGAUUGACUGAGGCAAAAAGACUUCUAGAGGAAGCUGUUGUUCUUCCUUUAUGGAUGCCUGAAUAUUUUCAGGGAAUUAGGAGACCAUGGAAAGGUGUUCUUAUGUUUGGCCCUCCUGGCACUGGAAAAACACUUCUGGCUAAAGCUGUCGCUACUGAGUGUGGUACAACAUUCUUCAAUGUUUCUUCUGCCACUUUGGCUUCGAAAUGGCGUGGUGAGAGUGAACGUAUGGUGCGGUGCUUGUUUGAGCUUGCAAGAGCUUAUGCUCCAAGUACAAUAUUUAUUGAUGAGAUUGAUUCUCUCUGCAAUGCCCGAGGGGCUUCAGGAGAGCAUGAAUCAUCAAGAAGGGUGAAGUCUGAACUUCUAGUUCAGGUGGAUGGUGUAAAUAAUUCUUCCACCAAUGAAGAUGGUAGUAGCAAAAUAGUGAUGGUUUUGGCUGCUACUAAUUUUCCAUGGGAUAUAGAUGAGGCACUGAGGAGGAGGCUGGAAAAGCGAAUAUAUAUACCUCUUCCAAAUUUUGAGAGCCGUAAGGAACUUAUACGGAUCAAUUUGAGAACUGUUGAGGUGGCUCCUGAUGUAGAUAUUGAUGAAGUGGCUCGUCGAACAGAGGGAUACAGUGGAGACGAUCUCACGAAUGUUUGCCGUGAUGCCUCUUUAAAUGGAAUGAGGCGUAAAAUAGCAGGGAAGACACGCGACGAGAUCAAAAACAUGUCCAAGGACGAUAUUUCGAACGACCCAAUUGCCAUGUGUGACUUUGAAGAGGCCGUGACCAAGGUUCAACCUAGUGUUUCUGCAGCAGAUAUUGAACGGCAUGAGAAGUGGUUUUCAGAAUUUGGAUCUGCAUAAACAUGGGCAAGUGAUACCAUAACUUAAAAACAAUCUUUUUUUUUUGUUUUUUCAUGAUCUAUCCACCUGGAUGAUAUUUUUCUUAUUUCCCUUUUUUUUUUUGGCUGUUUCAGCAGUGUUGAUUGAGGUUCAAGUGUUGCAAAGGUCUCAUAUUGUUAUUCUUCUUAACCACAAAUGUAUCAUGUUUUGCAGAACUUUCAAUUCAUUGUAUUUGUAGCAACUUUCCGUUCUGUGUUUGGAACAAAACCACAUUGUUUUGCAGAUCUACAUUACGGUGUUUCACUCUUUGAUUUGUGAAGGAACUUGUAUUUGUGAAGGGAAAAAGAAAUCUGAAUGUGAAGUAGAAGCUAUUAAAUUAAUUUUUACAUUCUUUU
Messenger RNA from Camellia sinensis, 2203 nucleotides. Its product is annotated as katanin p60 ATPase-containing subunit A1. Gene Ontology annotation, biological process: microtubule severing. The record is from RefSeq and is a predicted model, not a curated record. Gene Ontology annotation, molecular function: ATP binding; microtubule severing ATPase activity; microtubule binding. Gene Ontology annotation, cellular component: microtubule cytoskeleton. NCBI's taxonomy places the organism in Eukaryota, Viridiplantae, Streptophyta, Magnoliopsida, Ericales, Theaceae.